Molecule: messenger RNA, 1625 nt
Organism: Bubalus bubalis (water buffalo)
Lineage: Eukaryota; Metazoa; Chordata; Mammalia; Artiodactyla; Bovidae
Product: atherin
Exons: 6
Coding region: 1-819 (272 amino acids)
Source: RefSeq, a predicted model, not a curated record
AUGGCGAGCUCAAAGGCAAAGCGACAUCAUUACCCCUCAUUUUACUUGCUCACGGUCCUUUCGCCCUCCCUGGCCCAGGCCCUGGCUAAGGCGGGGGUCUCGGCGCCAGCAGGUCACCCUGCUCCGGAGCGGUUGUCCAGACUGGGUCCUCCCGCCAGGGCCCUGGCCCGGCUCCGGGGGCGGGUCUCUGCUAGCUACGCCCUCAGGGCCAGGUCCCCAGACCCCGCCAAGCCGGCAUCCUGGAAAGAUCAAGGGGCCCGGGAUCCAGCCGGCCCUCAGGCUCCUCAGGCAGCGCAGGGCUCCAACGGCAGCCUGGUUGAUCACGCGCUCCUGGGCCCUCCUGCGCCUGCGCGAGAGCGGCGCGCGGGAGAGAGGGACGGCGCAUGCCCAGACUCCCGGCGCCCGGCCGGCCAUGUGCGUCCUGGGAACGGCUUCUCGGCAUCUCUAGCGAGGGCUGCUCCUCCGGUGAGGGCUGCUCCUCCGGUGAGGGCUGCUCCUCCGGUGAGGGCUGCUCCUCCGGUGAGGGCUGCUCCUCCGGUGAGGGCUGCUCCUCCGGUGAGGGCUGCUCCACACCUCCGUUUGUUAUCUUCUCCCUCCUGGGGUGUUUUUCAUACGGACAUCCGCUGCAGAGCAACUAGAAUCUCUGAGGAAAAGCCCGUCUUUCACCUGCUCUCUUCUCAAAGAAUAAUUUUGGCCGCAAACAUAUUGGAAAAGAUAAAAGCACAGGGCAUUGUUGAUAGAUCUCCGGGCAGCUCUUCCCCUGCAGAAGCUGAUGAAAACUGGUGCCCAAUAAUUAUGCUUGUAAGAAGGCUGUCCUAAGCGAGAAGCACGAUGCUACAGUCUGCUGCAGGGGCCUGUGUUCAUACUCUGAAUGAGGAUGAGGAGAAGGGAGCUGUCUGUGGUCCCUCCACGUGAAGACCAGAGGAAGAUGUGGAGGCCACGUGCAGAGUGCCUUCAGAAACGCGGUGCCAGCUGUCACAAGUUUCUGGAGGAAGGCAAAGAUCAUCAUCACUGCGAAAUUGCUCUGAAGAACAGAAAAAUGAGGAGGAAGAAAAUGAGACAGAGUGCGGUGUGGCCAGAAUUCUGCUCAAAACCACGCAGGCCCUAAGCAGCAGACACAGACAGUCUGGACCCAGAGUUGAUGAUCGUAAGAAAAAUGCCGUGCUUCCUUACUGAAAGUAAAUCCCAUUUCGUACUCACCAAGAACACAAACCGUAUCCUGGCACAAAAUUCCAUGGACUGAGAGUUAUUCUCAUCAGGGUUAGCUCGUUCACAGUUGUUUAUGUUAAUAUACGGCACCUGAGUCUUAAUAAGGUUCAGAUUCUCCAUUUUAAAAAAGUGGGAAAUUGUCAUAUUAAAUAUGUCCAUGAUCAAAAAAAUUAUUCCAGAAAUAGCAGCAAAGAGGCUCAAAGAGUUCAUUAUUAGUCUUCCUGUGAGCUGAAAUAAGAGACACAGAUACUUAUUAAUUAAGUCUAAUUUCCAAUUGGACAAUAUAAGCUAGGACAGAGUUCCAGAUCUUAUUUUCCUGACUCAUAAAGGUACUACAUCUAAAUCCUGCUAAGUCCUGUUUCUCUUGGCUGUUUUAGCAUCUUUGUCACUGUAAAAUAAACACCUUCCUGUCUGCA